Closterium sp. Naga37s-1 is the source of this 3084-nucleotide messenger RNA. NCBI's taxonomy places the organism in Eukaryota, Viridiplantae, Streptophyta, Zygnematophyceae, Desmidiales, Closteriaceae. The record is from the annotation of a GenBank genome assembly.
AUGUCUCCCAAUCAGCUGUGUCCAUUCCUAGAGCAGGCGGCGCGAGGCGCCAUGGAUCUGCUGCCGUCGAGCGCGGACGAGUUCAGGUCGCGCGAGUACUGGGACAGGUUCUUCAGGAAGCGCCGCGGCAAGGCGUUCGAGUGGUACGGCGAGUGGCACGAGCUCAAGCCGCUGCUGCUGAGGCCCGAGUGCUGCGGCGCUGCUCACCGUGCCGGCGGCGACGCAAGCAAUGCGCCGCCGCUGCAGAUCCUGGUGGUGGGGUGCGGCAACUCGGAGCUGUCCGCGCAGCUGCACGACCACGUCGCGCUUCCCCACGCCCCCGGCGGGCGCGUGCCCGCUGUCAUCACGAGCGUCGACUUCACCCGCGCCGAGAAGCGGCGGGCGGGUCGUGAGAUGAGCGUGGGUGAGAACGGGAGGCGCAUGCAGGGGCCAGCAGUGCUGUCACGCGCUCGCACACACACCACAGCAGCGCCCGCACUCGCCCGUGCUGCUCCUUCCCUCCCCUGCCCCCAACCUCCCGCCCCACCUUGCCCUCCCCCCUUUUCAUCCCCCUUCGUCCUCCACACCCCCAACCCCCCCCCCCCCCCCCAACUCUACGAGGGGGGCGCGUUCGACGCGGUGGUGGACAAGGGCGGGCUGGACGCGCUCAUGGGCGAGGAGGGCGGGGACGCCUCCACGGCGGGCGCGCGCCUGCUGCACGAGGUGCAGCGCCUCGUCGCCCCGGGGGGCGGCCGCUACCUCUGCGUCACUCUCGCCCAGAGCCACGUGCUGUGUGCGCGCGGGGGAGGAAGGCGGGGAAACGAGAGGGGUUUUGGGUGGGAGGUGGGGAAAUUGGUGGUGGUCGGCUGGCUGCGUGGGUCUCCCCUCAUCCUCCCCCUCGUGCCUCUGUCGUGCGUGUGCCCCCGUCCUCCUCCGUGUGCAGAGCUGCUGCUGCGUCACUUCCGAGCCGCCACGUGGACGGUGGUCAUCCAUGCCGUGCCCAUCGCCCCCCACACUGCCCCCUCGCCCCUGCGCCCCUUCCUCGUCGUCGCCACCAACACUGCUCCACGCUCCCCCCCUUCUUCCUCCUCCCCCUCGCCCUCUUCGGCGCUGCUGCCGCUAGUGGUGACGACGUUUGCGCGGGUGGCGAGCAACGGCAUCCACCCCGAGCAGCUGGCGGACAUCUUCACGCUCGUGGACCGAGAGAACCACAUGCGAUCCGCGCCCUGCAUGCCACCACUCCCUGCGCCCGCCGUGGAUGCGAGCAGCAGCGCCCAUGCACCUGCCUCGCCGCCGUCCCUGGCAGCGCUGGCAGCGUACAGUGCGGGCAGGCGCGUGCUGUGCCGCCUCACCCCGCAUGUGGCAGGGGCCGCAGGAGCGGCGCAGGGAGAGGAGUGUGGGGAGGUCGUUGUGAUGGCUCCACCACCGGAUGAUGGCGCUCCCUCCCCUGCCACGGAUGCACAUGGCGGUGGCGAAGGUGGUGGUGGUGGCAGUGCGUUCUCGGGUGUGGUGCUGGACGCCACGCCCACCAUGCUCGAUGGCGCCUCCCUGCCCUGUGCUGUCUUCCUCGUGCCCCAGGUGACUGCUGCUGCAUGCCACAUGCCACAUGGUGCGGGCAUGAACCGCGAUUGGCUUUAUGCAUCGGAGGAGGGGCAGUGGCAGCUGGUGGAGUCAGCCAAUGCACAGCGCCUCAUUCUGGUGCAGCAGAACGAGCGGCCGGGGCAGUUGCCAUUGACCAUGGCGCAAGUGCAGGAGGAGCUGUCACCGCUGGUGCUGCAGCUGGCGCCAGAGUACUGCACCAACACCCGCUACGCUAUCCCGUACAUCACCACGGAGACGGCUGCCGCCACCGGCACUGUGCGCGCUGAGGUGGCAUCGGUGACAACGGGCGCCAUGGUGGUGCUGGACGACGUGCUCUCGCCCCCCCACUGCACACGCCGCCUUGUCUUCCGCCGCAACCCCAACCUCGUGCAGUCCGAGGCCCUGCUCGUCCCCGCCCCGCCCCCCGCCCCUGCUGCCCCGCAAGAGGAGCAGCGCGGCAGUGCAGGGGGCGGGGCGUCUGAUGUAAUAGCCAAGGAGGGAGGGAAGAAAGGUGGGGCGGGAGGAAAGCAGAAGCAAGGGAAGGCAGCAGCAGCAGCAGCAGAUUCGGCAGCGGGUGCAAGUAAGAAGAGCAAGAAAGCAGCGGCAAAGGCAGCGCGGAAGCAGCAGGCGGCAGAGGAGGUGGGGAGGAGUGGCGGGGUGGAGUGGGUGGUGGAUCACGGGCAGCUGGCCAGUGAGUACCACGGCGCCAUGCUCGCAGGGCUCAGCCUCGUGGCGCCGCUCAUGGAGGCCAGGGAGAGCACCAACGCCCAGCUGACAGCAGCUGUGAUAGGGCUGGGCGGAGGGGCGCUGCCCAUGUUCCUGCGCCAGCACUUCCCCUUCACAAGUAUCACCGUGGCGGAGCUGGAUGGCGUCAUGGGGCAAGUUGCAAGCGACCACUUCGGAUUCACACAAGACGCCGUGCUGCGAUUGCACAUUGGGGACGGUGUGGCACUCGUGCACGCCAUGGCUGCGCCCCACCACACCCAAGGGCCGCAUGAAGGGGCACUGGGGGACCACACGGUAGCGGCAGUGCAGCGCGGCACAGCAGCUCUCGCCCUGUCAGGCGAUGCUGAGAGCGGUGGAGGAGGGCGUGGGGGAGCAGGGGUGGAUGUGAUAUUCGUGGAUGCCGACUCCGAUGACCCCAGCACGGGAAUGAGCUGCCCGGCGCAGGUUUUCUUGGAGCCGCAUUUUCUUCAGUCUGCCCGAGCUGCCCUGAAUGAGGGCGGAAUGCUUGUGCUGAACGUGGUCGCGCGGGCAAGCAGCAAGUACAAGGCGGCUGUAGCUGCCGUGCGACAGGUGUUCACAGCGGUGUACGAGGUAGACGUGGAUGGAGACAUCAACCGCGUGGUCUUCGCCCUGCCUUCCACGCCGCCUGCUCUCGCCGCAUGUGCAGACGAGACAGCAGCAGCGAGGGCCCACAAGCUUGGUGCAGUGCGUGUGGCGGCGCUGGCUGGGAGAUUUGCUCCCUGGGGCAAAGGGCCCUCACUCGUGAAGUUGGCAGGCGGCCUCAAGCUGGCUGCAUGA